Messenger RNA from Exophiala dermatitidis NIH/UT8656, 936 nucleotides. RefSeq lists its product as uncharacterized. Bases 1 to 936 code for a protein of 311 amino acids. The transcript is spliced from 2 exons. The record is from RefSeq and is a predicted model, not a curated record. Lineage: Eukaryota; Fungi; Ascomycota; Eurotiomycetes; Chaetothyriales; Herpotrichiellaceae.
AUGGCUGUCUUUCUCAGACCGCGCCUUCCUGAAAAGGUAAGGCAGGCCGCCUCUGGUACCAGAGACGUUUCCCGAGAUGGAUCUAUAUUCGAGUGGAGGGCGGCAGCUACCACUGACACGCGGAGCUCUCGAAAGCGGAAACACGACGACGACGACGACGACGACGACCUGGGACAGCCGCACGACACCCCUCCUAUCCCGGUCCACCUCGCGAAAGUCGUGAAGGCAGACUAUUGGGACGAGAUAGCUCAAACCCGCACAAUUGACCACGGAUACCUGGACCCUGAUUUCACCGACAAACGAUUGAUGGCCUACUACCGGAACUCAGCUGGCCCCAAUGCCAACCUGGAAGUCGUCAAGUAUUCAAGACUGGACCCGACAGAAAAUGGACAUGGUCAGGGCACGGGCAAGGCAGCACCCAGCUUCUUGGGAUCGAAAGAACAGGCGGUCGCGGCCGGCUAUAGAACCUCGAUCCUUUAUUCUCGGUGCGACGGGCGGAAACAAGUUGAACUCAGGCUCGACCGUACCGUGGCGUCAGGAACCAUCGAUCACGAGCGCGAGCGCAUGAAGAGAAGAAUUUCCGCCGCUUUACACCAACUAGAACAACUGAAACAAAAGGGCGGACUGAUGACCAUAAUCAGUCACAGGAUUGAACGAAUCUCGUCACAUCGCGAGAAGGUCUUGUUGGCUUUGUCUUUGUCCCCGCCUCUGUCGCUGCCCCUGCAUCGUCGAUUCGAUUGGCCCAGAGCACCGCCGCCCGAUGUGGUCGGUGACUACGAAAAGGCGUUUAGUUCUUGGGAUCAAGCCAUGGCGAAAUCUAUCCCGAGUUACGCUGCUAAUAUAACGAGUGCCAGUGCCAGUGCCAGUGCCAGUGCCAUUGCCAGUGCCAACGCCGGCGCCAGCGUCAGCGUCAGCGCCAACAUCGGAUUCGUCUAA